GCCCCGUUGAAUAGUAUAUCAUCAAGCUUUCUUCAAGAGAUCGGAGCAUUAUAGCUAGGUAUAGUGUUGGAGAAGAUGACCAGGAAACAAAGCACGAAGACUAUCCGUUUGGUGGUGCUCACCGUUGUUCUUAUAGGAUCAAUUAUAUUUUUAUGGACUUCAGAUAUUCACAAGACCGUCUUGACGAGUCUUGAAGAAAAUGAAGCUAAGAAGGUUAGUCAAAUGCCGCCAAUACAUCAACCGGUGGACUCCAAGGAAGGUGACGGAGAUAAGGGGAAGAGUGGUAAGGGGAAGGAGAAUAAGAAGGUUGAUGGGAAUAAGGAUAAGCCAAAGGAGAAACCCAAAGAUGCUCAGAAGGGUAAGUCGAAAGAUUCAAAGAAACAAGGUAAGCCCAAGGCCCCUGUUUAUAAGAAUCCAGUGAAUGGAGAGGAGAAAGGGAAGGAAGCGGAUAAGGAGAAAGGAGCUAAGAAUAACGAAGAUAACGAAGGAUUUAAUGCAUUUCAAUACUAUCAAGAUUCAAGGAAGAAACCGCAAAAGGGAUCGAAAAAACUUAAGGAUUCUAAAAAUCCAAACGGGUUUUUGGGAGAUACCACCGAAAUCAGCCCAGAAGAUAAGGAUGCAUUAUCUGGAUUAUAUGAUGAAGGUGAAGAACCAAAAGCCAAUGAUAAACCUCCACUUGGGGCACCGGGUCCUAAUGGAUUUGAUAUUCCAGAUAUCCCAGCUACUAUCGAAGAUAAAGAUUUUGCCAAUGUGCCUAGUUUUUUCACUGAUAAAAAAAUUGAAAAUCUUAAAUUCCGGAUUUAUUCUCAUAACGUCAAGAAUGGGGGUCAUCAAGAUUUAGUGGAAGGAGAAGAGCCUUGGGCCGAUAGGUUCCAUAAGAUAACCAGCUCCAUCAAGUUGAACUCGAUGGUUAAUACUGUUGUUACUUUACAAGAGGUUUAUCGUUUCCAAUUAGAUGAUAUAAUGGCAGAUUUAAACCGAUUUUCGCCUUCCAAUAAACCAGAAUGGUCUUUUUAUGGUCAAGGACGUAUUGAUGGUAAAGAUACCGGGGAGUUUGUUCCAAUCAUCUAUAAAAACGAUGAAUGGGAGUUGGUUUUCAGCGAUACUCUUUGGCUUAAUGAAAAGGAUCCAAGAACUGCCUUGGAAGGUUGGGAUGCUAAAUAUUUGAGAAUUGUGUCCAUGGCUACUUUAAAACAUCGUAAUACCGGUAAUUACAUCAAUAUUUUCAAUGCCCAUUUCGAUCAUGUUGGAGAAGUUGCUCGUAUUGGUUCAGCUCAAUUAAUUUCUAAACAAAUGGCUCAAAUUAAUGAAUGGCCUUCAUUUUUGAUGGGUGAUUUGAAUACUCCAGUAACCGAAAACGCUUAUACCUUAUUGACUGAUAAAUUAAAGGACCUGUCUUCCUUAACUACUCCUUUCAAUCAUUAUGGACAUUCGAAAUCAACCAUUACGGGAUUCGAAGGUCAAUAUUUAGCUAAUGGUGGUGAGUGUAUUGAUUACAUUUUCGCUCCGAAAUAUGCCACUAAAAUUGAUCAAAAACCAAAUUGUAACUCUAAAGACGAAAAUAAUGCUUCUAAAUACUUAUCGUUGAAAUUACAUGGAUUUGGCUUAAUGCAUUCCAAAUUUGAUGGGUUGUAUAUGAGUGAUCAUCGUCCUUUGGUAGCAGAUUAUGUGUUAUCGUCGAAACAAUGUUGAGCCAUCCAAUAGCACUUCAAGCAUAAUUCACUUCUCUUCUUAUGUCUAUA
Messenger RNA from Hyphopichia burtonii NRRL Y-1933, 1742 nucleotides. RefSeq lists its product as uncharacterized. Gene Ontology annotation, molecular function: catalytic activity. NCBI's taxonomy places the organism in Eukaryota, Fungi, Ascomycota, Pichiomycetes, Serinales, Debaryomycetaceae. The coding region runs from base 76 to 1692 and encodes 538 amino acids. The transcript has a single exon. The record is from RefSeq and is a predicted model, not a curated record.